This is a messenger RNA of Hyla sarda, 2316 nucleotides long. RefSeq names its product acetylcholine receptor subunit alpha-1-A-like. The record is from RefSeq and is a predicted model, not a curated record. NCBI's taxonomy places the organism in Eukaryota, Metazoa, Chordata, Amphibia, Anura, Hylidae. The transcript is spliced from 10 exons. Gene Ontology annotation, biological process: chemical synaptic transmission; nervous system process; monoatomic ion transmembrane transport. Gene Ontology annotation, molecular function: acetylcholine-gated monoatomic cation-selective channel activity; transmembrane signaling receptor activity. Gene Ontology annotation, cellular component: neuron projection; synapse; postsynaptic membrane. Bases 425 to 1795 code for a protein of 456 amino acids.
UUCAUGGAGGAUGAUGCUGCUGCUGUAGGAGCCGGAAGCAAAAGCUAAAGUUGUACCGCCUCCGGCUUUCAUUCAUUGCACUGACUCGGCAGGCCCUGGUCCGUUCGCAUUGGAGCCGAGAUACCUUUCGCAGCCGUGCAGAAGCUCUUCCCCAGAUGACGAGCGGUGAGCAUCCGUAGAACGUAGUGACGCACCGGCCCUGUGAUUUUGGGAACGUCACUAUGUGGCCACCGUAUCGGUACGGCCACGCACCGCUCGUAAGCUAGGGGAGAAACCUCUGCAUGGCAGUGAAAGGUGCGAAGUAACAAUAGUCCCAGUAACAUCAUUCCUGAUAGUUGGACGGGAAGGCAGAGCGUCCGCCUCUCCAAGGAAGACUUACAGACAUGUAACCAGAGAGGAAUAAAGCCGACAGAAGUGGAAGGAAAUGGAUUUCACACUCAUACAUUUUAUUCUCCUCUUAACAGCUGGAUCCGUUCUCUCCUCUGAAGAUGAAUCCCGCUUGAUUACGGAUUUGUUUAAAAACUACAACAAAGUUGUUCGCCCUGUCCAUAAGUUUAAGGACGCAGUCGUGGUGACAGUCGGUCUCCAGCUGAUUCAGCUGAUUGAUGUGGAUGAAGUCAACCAAAUCGUGACAACAAAUGUUCGUCUCAAACAGCAAUGGGUGGAUGUUAAUUUAAAAUGGGACCCAUCACAAUAUGGAGGAAUAGAAAAGAUCCGUAUUCUUUCUGGUGACAUUUGGCGUGCUGAUUUAGUCCUAUACAACAAUGCAGACGGUGACUUUGCAAUUGUUCAGGAAACUAAGGCUCUUGUGGACUAUACAGGAAAAAUUGUAUGGAAUCCCCCGGCCAUCUUCAAGAGUUACUGUGAAAUGAUGGUCACACAUUUUCCAUUUGACCUGCAGAACUGCAGCAUGAAACUGGGGACAUGGACUUACGAUGGGUCUAAGGUUAUUAUAAAUCCGGAGAGUGACCGUCCUGAUAUGAACAGCUUCAUGGAGAGCGGAGAAUGGUUCAUGAAGGAUUACCAAUGCUGGAAGCACUAUGUGCUCUACGACUGUUGCCCCGAUAAACCAUAUCUGGAUAUCACCUAUCAUUUCCUUCUGCAGCGCCUUCCACUUUACUUCGUCGUCAACGUCAUCAUUCCCUGCCUGCUCUUCUCCUUUUUGACCGGUUUGGUGUUCUAUUUGCCCACAGGUUCAGGUGAGAAGAUAACACUGAGUGUUUCUGUUCUGCUGUCCCUGACUGUGUUUCUUCUGGUUAUUGUGGAGCUGAUCCCAUCAACAUCUAGCGCGGUGCCGCUGAUUGGAAAAUACAUGUUAUUUACUAUGAUGUUUGUCAUAGCUUCCAUUGUCAUCACAGUUAUUGUGAUCAAUGCUCAUUUCCGUACUCCAAGUACUCACAUCAUGCCUCAGUGGAUGAGGAAGGUUUUCAUGGAAACUAUUCCAAACAUGAUGUUCUUUUCCACAAUGAAACGGCCUUCACAAGAAAAAAAAGGCAAGAAGAUAUUCACUGAAGACAUUGACAUUUCAGAUAUCUCAGGAAAACUGGGUCCUGCCACUGAUACCUACCAGUCCCCAAUCUUAAAGAACCCGGAUGUAAAGAGCGCCAUAGAUGGAGUUAAAUAUAUUGCAGAGUCCAUGAAUUCAGAUCAAGAAUCCAAUAAGGCUUCAGAAGAAUGGAUAUUCUCUGCUAUGGUGAUUGACCACGUCCUCCUGGCAGUCUUCAUGCUAGUCUGUAUUAUCGGCACAGCUGCUGUGUUUGCCGGACGGCUCAUUGAGCUACAUAUGCAGGGUUGAGGUGCCCCGAGCUGAUCUCCUUUGAAGUUCUGUACCUGUCAUCAUCAAGUGAUUUACUGUUGUCAAAGUUAAAACAAUUACAAGGAAAUUCUGUGUAAAUAAGUCAAAGCUCGAACAGAUCAUUUGAGAUUCACUAAAUAUUUUCUACAAAAAAUAAAUAAAUGAAAUUCUGAUUUUAAUAUUUAUUAAUGUGUAAGGCUAUGUUCACACAGGCGAAAAAUGUCUCAUGUACCGCAGUGCAUUUCCUUGCUGACUAUUCUUUCUACGGACGCCAGAAUCUGAUUUUGCGUUCCAGAUGUAUUUGUUGGAAAUUCUGCCAUGUGAACAGGGGAGCAGAAUCUCAUUAAAAUCAAAGGGACAUUGCUGCUGCAGAAUGUCUGUGCGCAAUAUUCAUGCAGAAUUCCGUGCAGACAUACAUAAUAAUUUAUAAUCAUAUUUUUGUAACAGCACUAAUAAUAGCACUAAGCUAAUAAAAUAAAUUACAAAAACACUUAACGUUGCAUAAAGUUUCAAAUAAAAAA